GAGCCAGACACGAGCCCAAGGCCCGCACCCCAGCCCCCGCGGCCUCACGACUGGACCAGGGUCCGUGUUGGAGCCGCGGGAAGCCUGUGAGGUGUCUUGGGGGUGGUCCCGGUGGCCCAGAGUGGCGCAGGGAGGGGAAGGAAGUGGCUGCCCAGUGGACGCUCGGUGGCGGCAGCUUGGCUUCAGCCAGAGGAAUUGUGACGACGCUCAGAAUUCACUGUGGAAUUAAUCAGCACACUCAGGGUUUUAGAACGUGUUAGGGUUUACAGAGCAAUUGAGCAGCAAGGGCAGGGUUCCCACGUGCGCCCGCCCCGCACCCCAGGCCCCCUGUAAUUAACACCUGCACCCUGUGGCCCCCUCAGGACUGAGCGCUGACUGAGGGUCUCGGCCCGGGAGGGACAUGCCCGAGCCAUGCCCACCCCCGUCCUCCCCGGACCCGUCAUUUCACUGUCCCCGUAGCGUCGCCUUUCACAGAAUGUCCUGUAGUUGGCUCAGGACGUGGCCUUUCCAGAUCGGCUUUUAUGAGUGAGCAAGAAGCUUUCAGCGCCCUCUGAGUCACAUGGGGCUUGAUGGUUCUCUGCUUUGCGUCUGCCCAAUGGGAAGUUCCGUGCCCUGCCUUGAGGACGGCAACCAGCAGUCCCCAGCCCCCUUUGAGGCCCCCCAGCAGGACACCCCUAGGGGCUGGGCAGGGAGGAUGGCGGAGGGAGGAGCUGCAGGGGCAGCCGUCCUGGUGUCCUGGGGCCCAGCAGGCGACCCCGGCCUUCUCAGACGGUGGGCUGGUGCUGCCUCCCGGGCCUGCCAGCUCCUGUGGUUUUCUUUCCUUUUUAUAUUCUGGUGAAAUACAUAACAUAGAAAUAAUUUUAAUCAUUUUAAGUGGACAAUUCUGUGACAUUAAGUACACUGACAAUGUGGAGUAACUUUCACCUCUAUUUUCAGAACCUUCCAUCACCCAAAACAGAAACUCAAACCCACUUAGCAGUAACUCCCCAUCCGUCCUCCCACCACUCCUGCCUUCUGUCUCUGAAUUUGCUUGUUAUUGCACUACAGUCCACCGUCCGGCUCCCCAGGCCCACCACGCCACCCUGUCUCGGCCCUCGGCCCGGGCUGCUCCCUGGAACACCCCCAUCACCCGAGGCCCACCUGCCCCCACUGGGGGCUCCUCCAGGCAAGAGACGGGCCGGGGGCCCCGCUGGGUCCUCAGAGAGCUUUUGCUGAAGGAGCACCCCCCGCCCACCCUGUGCCAGAUAAGAUGCUUGGGAGGGAUUCCGGCCCUCGGAGAGCUUAUGUUUCAAUAAGACAAGAAACACGAGGGACGACGGCAGGACUUGGGAGACCACCGCCCACGCCCGGAUCCUGCCCGGCGCUCACAGACCUGACCCGACCGCCGCCCGGCCCCGCCGAGGCGUCACUCGCGAGACUGCGCAUGCGCCGAAGCAGUUCCCGCAACCCUACUCAGGCCUUCGGGGCGGGGCCGACCUUCGCGCAGGCGCACGGCGGCCUCCCGGAGCGCUGCCGCCUCCCCGCCGCCACCGUCGCCAUGGCCGCGCCGGCCCCGGGCCUCAUCUCGGUCUUCUCGAGCCCGCAGGAGCUGGGCGCGUCGCUGGCGCAACUGGUGGUGCAGCGGGCGGCGUGCUGCCUGGAAGGGACCCGCGCCCGCUUCGCGCUCGGCCUGUCGGGAGGCAGCCUCGUCACGCUGCUGGCCCGCGAGCUGCCCGCCGCCGCCGCUGCCACGGGGGCUGCGGGUCUCGCGCGCUGGACUCUAGGCUUCUGCGACGAGCGCCUCGUGCCCUUCGAGCACGCUGAGAGCACGUACGGCCUCUAUCGGGUGAGAGCUACGGGGGCCACCAGGGGACACGCCAUGCAGGCUGCGCCCGCCGCCGAAUGCCGGCUACGGGGGCCGCCUUGGGACAUACUGAACGGGCCGCGCCCACCGUCCGAUGCCGGCUACCGGGCCGCCACGCCCUCCUCCUUCCUCUAGCCGCGGGGUCUGGCCACGGCCCCUGCCCUCCGCCUCUGUCCGGGGAAGCCCAGGAGGAGGGAGCGGCCCGGUGGAGGGCGGGAGACGGCCCCGCAGAGUUCGGUCCGCCCGGCUCGGCCUCCCGGGCGCUGCGGGAUCGGGGUCCCCCGGGGCGGGGGUCGCGGAGCCCGGGAGGCCGAGGCCCGUCCUCAGAGCGGAACCGGAAGCGCUUCUUUCUGUGCUUUGCGUGACUUUUUAAAAUUUACUUAAUUUUUUAAUCUGAAAAUCGAGGUGGGCAAGUAACAGGAAUCGGACCAAAC
Messenger RNA from Choloepus didactylus (southern two-toed sloth), 2277 nucleotides. It is a transcript of the gene PGLS, whose product is annotated as 6-phosphogluconolactonase. Gene Ontology annotation, biological process: carbohydrate metabolic process. The coding region runs from base 1250 to 1978 and encodes 242 amino acids. Lineage: Eukaryota; Metazoa; Chordata; Mammalia; Pilosa; Megalonychidae. The transcript has 2 exons. The record is from RefSeq and is a predicted model, not a curated record.